GCAAUCCCUCGGCACUGAAUCGAAUCAGUCUUACAAAUUGUCCGGUGUCCGGCCGCUUUUCGGUGUGCCGAUGUUGUUGUACAGCUUGGUGACUGUGUAACAUUUCUGUCCAGUUAGUUAUCUUGUGGCCUGAGAGACACCAAGGAAAAGAAUAAGAGAUGGCAUGCUCCGGACCUUUGUGAUCUUGUCUUGGAUCUGUUCUCGAAGCAAUGGCACUCUUUAGAACCAGGGAGACAUCUCUUAAUUUUCUUAGGCAGCAGUCAGUUGCCGCAGUUGCUACUUCCUCAAGAGGGAAACGUGGAUGAGGCACAUGCACUGACAGCGGCUGCCCACUUGAAAGCAAGCCACCAUCCGGUCAAUUUGAAGCUUGAAGCCAUUUGGCGCUAAUUAAAUCCAGCUUCUUCUUGCACCAAAUUAUUCAUUGAUAUGGCCGACAUUCCCUCUCUGAACCACUGGUCUUCAUUUCUCUGCUCUCUGGGCGGCCACCUGCUCCCGCUCUCGGAGUUGAGGAUCCUCCUCUUCUGUGUACACGCUCACACAUUACCACGUCAUACUUUAUCUCACCUCAGUAUCUUGCUCGGAGUCUCUCGCAGACACCGGGCGUCCCAAUUUACCGGUCCGGCUGCCAUCUGCAACACACAACACACCUCACCCUGCAUGCUCUUAAGGUCGAAUGCUCCUGUGCAGCACUAAGGCCGUGCGAGCUAGACACUCACUCAUUCAAGUGACUGCAGAUGCAAAAUCGACAGAUCUACUCUCAGCUUCCUGGCCAUGCGGUGCUCUGCAAUCCUGCAAGAUUGAAGAUUUAUCUGUUGAGCCAGCUUCCUAGUCCAUGCUUCAUGGCAACGAGAGGUCCACAGGUCGCAAAGUCGCAACCAACAGAGAUAUUGGCAUUGUUUGCCCCGCCUACUGCGGUGUCUUGAUAUCACACACAUCAGUUUGCUGUCAGCGAGAGCUUCCUUCUGCUACUUUUCUUCUGCUAUCAGUUUGCUCACACUACUCUUCGCCAGCCCAGUCCCCGAAUAAUCUACCAUGGCGACCAGGAAACUCAACAAGAGGACAAGAGUGUCGAUUAUUAUCGCCAUCUCGACCGCUUUCUUCGUGUGUGAGCUUGUUGUCGCCUUCAAAACUAGUAGUUUGGCACUCUACGCUGAUGCCAUUCACUACCUAAAUGAUCUACUCGGCUAUGUGGUGACUCUGGUCGCCAUUGUUGUAUCUGAGCGCAGUGGCUCGCCUCAAGAACUAUCUUUCGGCUGGCAGCGAUCUACGCUGCUUGGCGCCUUUUUCAAUGGAUCCUUUUUGUUCGCUUUAGCGCUCAGUAUUUUAUUCCAGUCCAUCGAGCGCUUUAUAAAGAUGGAGAAAGUCGAAGAACCCAAACUGGUCUUGAUAGUGGGUGGCGUAGGUCUCGCCCUGAACCUCGUCAGCUUUGCCUUUCUACAUGAACACAACCACGGUCACGGUCACGGCCACAGCCAUUCUCACGGACACGGGCAUGGGCAUGGGCAUGGGCAUGGGCAUGAACAUGAACACAGCAAACAAACCGAUGAAGUCCCUCGGGGCGAUCAUCACCACAGACAUGAACUUACUUCACCCUGUAAGAAGGGCGGCGAUGCCGAACUCCUAAAGAAUGCAGGCACCACUACCAGCAGUGCAACAGUUCUCAACUUACCAUCACCGAAAGCAUCAUGUGUCGAUAUUGAGGCCGACGGGACGACAUCGCCAAUAGCUGCUACCGAUUCCCACUCCGAACAUCGGCACAUUGUACACAUCGGCAAGGCGCCAUUAGGAGAUCUCAACAUGCUCGCCGCCAAGUUCCACGUCUUAGGGGAUAUUGCUGGGAAUCUGGGGGUCAUGAUUGCGGCAGCCAUCAUACAAUAUGUUCGCCCCGACACGACGAAUGAAUUCGACCCUAAAUACUACGCCGAUCCAGCCAUCAGCUUGGGCAUCGCAGCUCUCAUCUUCUGCACAGCAAUUCCAAUUUUGAGGGAGUCCGGCACCAUCCUUUUACAAAGUGCACCUGCUGGGGUCAUUCUCAUUCCCGGCGUUCUCGCUGUCCACGAGCUCCACGUCUGGAGACUUAACGAAGAGAAAUCCAUCGCCUCAGCACACGUUGUCGUUUCUGACCCGGAUAUGGCCAAGUUUAUGGACAGGGCAAAGACGAUUAGUGAAUGUCUUCAUGCCUAUGGUAUACACUCGGUCACACUCCAGCCAGAGCUGGUUAGGGCACCGCUUUUACCAACGGGAUGUCAGAUUUCUUGUGGGGGCGGCAUGUGUGAGAAGUUGGCUUGCUGCUCAAUGUCGGUCUCGAGUGAUGGGGGGCAUGAGUGAUAGGGGGAGUACAGGGGUUAUUUAGAGAGAAAGAUGGAUAGAUGGGAUACAGGUAAACCUGGCCGGGCCCAUAUGUUUUCUCAGGAGGCUACAUGCUGGUGGCUUGCGUGUUUUAUCUCAGGUUUUUGGACUUGAGGAGUAAAGUCAACAGAGGGUGGGAAGAAGCGGUGGUUUUGCAUUGUGUUGUAUUGUUAGAUUCGCUGAUCUAUUUCCUGUACUCAUUGAUUGUGAAUGGCAGAAGGAGAGCAAUAGAGAUAGAGGA
This is a messenger RNA of Podospora pseudocomata, 2590 nucleotides long. RefSeq lists its product as uncharacterized. Gene Ontology annotation, molecular function: zinc ion transmembrane transporter activity. Lineage: Eukaryota; Fungi; Ascomycota; Sordariomycetes; Sordariales; Podosporaceae. Gene Ontology annotation, cellular component: membrane. Gene Ontology annotation, biological process: intracellular zinc ion homeostasis; zinc ion transmembrane transport. The coding region runs from base 1033 to 2328 and encodes 431 amino acids. The record is from RefSeq and is a predicted model, not a curated record. The transcript is spliced from 6 exons.